GCCCAGUUGUCGAUUCUUUGAAAGUCCAUAUAUCCCUGCUCUGUUCCAACUGCAUACUUUUGUAGCUGCGCACACACUGUUUACUCUGUCAUUGCUUUGUUGAGUCUCCUGGGAGACGACAAGCUAUCUGUGUAGCUUCUUGCCCAAAAAGGCCAUCCAGCAUGUAACAAGUGUACCCUAACUGUGUACCGGCAAUGGGACCUAUAUCGUCCGAGCAGGCACAGUUGCCAGCAGCGUCCGGCGCCCUCUGCCUGGCGUUGUUCUGGACCAUGGCUACGGUUCUGGGCUCGGAGUUCCCACACCACCAUGGUUCUGGUGGAGCAGGCGGCGUGGUGGUCCUGUACCACAAGGAACCUCCGUUCUCCGGGGACAGGCGCUUCUCCAAAGGGAAGACGUCUCUUGUGCCGGCGGCGUCCAUCAUCCCGUCUGGUUUCGUGCACGGGAGGCCCUCGUGUGCGAGGGACCUGGACCUGUGCGUGUUCAACCACGACUACCCCAGUGAGAAAGUACAGGCAGUAGUGGACCGGUUCUACAACCACAUGUACGACCUGUACCACACGCUGUACAAGACGCCGCCGCACGAAGUCCAGUGGGUGGAGAACUACACGCUGGCGUUCGCCGCCGAGAAGCAGCACGGAAGCUUCGUGUGCCGCUCGGAGGCCGUGUACCUGCGCAUCGGCUGGGCCAAGAACUGGAAGGGCCUCUGGAUGACCGUCGUCAACACCGAGCGCUUUCCGCAGGUCACGCGCGUCGAGAAAUGCAAGUACCGAAACAAGCCAUGCGACUACAUGGUGCCCUGCUACAAGUCUUCGUGCAAGCAGCGCGAGAUGCUCUUCCCGCUCAUCGCAGUCAAUCCUUACGAUCCGGGCCAGAAACCCCUUAUCGACCUGUUUCCCAUUCCGAGCGGAUGCGUCUGCUACGUAGACGACUAUCGGUUCCACUAGGUGCCGCUAGGGGGCACUACGAACCUUGUUGUUUU
Molecule: messenger RNA, 979 nt
Organism: Rhipicephalus sanguineus (brown dog tick)
Lineage: Eukaryota; Metazoa; Arthropoda; Arachnida; Ixodida; Ixodidae
Product: neurotrophin 1-like
Exons: 3
Coding region: 195-944 (249 amino acids)
Biological process (GO): innate immune response; central nervous system formation; regulation of Toll signaling pathway
Cellular component (GO): extracellular region
Molecular function (GO): growth factor activity; Toll binding
Source: RefSeq, a predicted model, not a curated record